GGGAGCACGCGACGCGAGGGGCUGGACUUCUGAAACGCCGGUAGGGAUUGUAACCGAACGCAGCUGCACCUCUUAGGUAUUAGCUGAAUACUUUAAUAUUAGUCCGGUUCGCGGGUGGUUUUCACUGUGAUUCGGUACACGGCUGGGGAAAAUGUCUAACGUCAACUGGAAGCCCUUUGUUUUCGGCGGGCUGGCUUCUGUGACGGCGGAAUGCGGGACAUUCCCAAUCGACCUAGCCAAGACACGUCUUCAGGUUCAAGGCCAAGUAGGCGACAGCAAAUACAGAGAGAUCCGGUACAGAGGCAUGCUCCAUGCUAUAGUGAGGAUAGGAAGAGAGGAGGGGCCACGUGCACUGUAUUCAGGAUUAGCUCCUGCUAUGUUGCGACAGGCCUCCUAUGGGACUAUAAAAAUUGGCACAUACCAGAGCUUGAAGCGACUGCUGGUUGACAGACCAGAGGAUGAGACAUUGCUGACUAAUGUGAUGUGUGGUGUUCUCUCUGGAGUCGUCUCCUCCUCCAUCGCCAACCCCACUGAUGUGCUGAAGAUCCGAAUGCAGGCUCAGGGAAGUUUGAUCCAGGGCAGUAUGAUGGGCAACUUCAUCAACAUAUACCAGCAGGAGGGAACACGAGGACUGUGGAAGGGCGUCUCUCUAACAGCUCAGCGGGCGGCCAUCGUGGUCGGGGUGGAGCUACCGGUGUAUGACAUCACCAAGAAACAUCUGAUCCUGUCGGGUCACAUGGGGGACAACGUGUACACACACUUUGUCUCCAGCUUUGCGUGCGGUUUGGCGGGGGCUUUGGCUUCCAACCCUGUGGACGUAGUCCGGACACGCAUGAUGAACCAGAGAGGAGGAUUUAUGUACCAGGGAACACUGGACUGUAUACUACAUACGUGGCGCUCCGAGGGCUUCAUGGCCCUCUACAAGGGCUUCUUUCCCAACUGGCUCCGCCUGGGACCGUGGAACAUUAUUUUCUUCCUCACAUACGAACAGCUGAAGAAGAUCAACGUGUGACUGGUGGAUCGAGACGGCGAAGAAGAGACGAGUAUGUGCUCAGGCUCAGAGACGAGCUGAGAGGACCAAAAUCGGGAAAGGCUUGGAUGGUGAUGGAUCCUUUAUGGAACCCCUGAACGUGAGGGAAGGGGUUCAUGUAGACCUCGUGUAUGAGGGGCGGAGAGAGAAUUUGCCUGAUUCCUGUUUGGGCUUCAUGUCUCCUAAAGCCUGUGGCAAGUGUGGAAGACUCACUCAUAACUAAUGUUUUAGCUCAUCCACAUGCUAUAUUAAGCUUAACCGCUCAUUUAAAUUUGAUAAUGGCCACUUUACUCUUGUUUAUGAAACCUUUUCUUUAACCAGAAACUUCUUAAAAAUGGCUCUAAUGCCACAAGGGUUUUCAGUCUUCUACACCUAAAAGUGGUUUUCAAAUUGAGUGCCUUAGUUUGUGAUGCAGGCCCUCUGAGUUACAAAGACUGAGAUUAUUCCCUUUUUUUGAAAAGAAAAAUGUUUGUGUGCAUUAGUCAACAGACUUGGACUAGGAUAAGGUGUGUUUUUUUAUUUUUAAAUGUAUCUCUAAAUUGAGGAUAGGGUGUGUGGAGAUUAUUUAUUAUUCCAAGUCUCCCUGGCGAAUCUUUUACAGAGUCAAGAGACAAGAAUAUACUCCACGGUCAUAUAAACAGCUCACACACACACACACACACACACACACACACACACACACGCGCCCAUAUGUGGCAAAACUAUUGGUCCCUUCAUGCCAGUGAGUGUUUGCAGUAAAUAUAGCUGGGGGUCAGCUGGGGGGAGGGACUCCCUGGGUUCUUGUCAGAUACGUUGCUGAAGCCCACGCUACUUUAGGAUUAGAUCAGCUUAUCCAAAGUACAUCAUUUGACCAGGUUUAUUGCUUUCAGACGCUGCACAUGAUCCACAGUUAUAAUGCCAGGUAUAUUUUCAUAUACUGUAUUUGCACGCUGUAUGCAUAAUGUGAGCUUUUUGUUGUAAAGAAAGAAUGUGUUAAUGGCUGUCACGUGUGAGCUGUCAUCGCUGCCAAAGUUUCCUUUCGAUGUACUUUGUGUGUAAGUGCUACUGUCGUCCUGUAUAUUUUUAAUAAAAUGGGGGGGAAAACCCAA
Messenger RNA from Cottoperca gobio, 2118 nucleotides. Its product is annotated as kidney mitochondrial carrier protein 1. The record is from RefSeq and is a predicted model, not a curated record. Gene Ontology annotation, biological process: transmembrane transport. Bases 152 to 1012 code for a protein of 286 amino acids. The transcript has 9 exons. NCBI's taxonomy places the organism in Eukaryota, Metazoa, Chordata, Actinopteri, Perciformes, Bovichtidae.